Messenger RNA from Parnassius apollo (apollo), 843 nucleotides. The record is from the annotation of a GenBank genome assembly. NCBI's taxonomy places the organism in Eukaryota, Metazoa, Arthropoda, Insecta, Lepidoptera, Papilionidae.
AUGCGGAAAGCGACGCCUCGGCGUUUUUUUUCUGAUGAGUCAAUAAGUCCAGAUUUUAACGACCAUGAAAACAAUCUAAUCACAGAACUUGACGAAAAAACAGGUGCUCUGAGGCCAAAAAUUAAUCCAAACAAGAAAGUCACUCUGCUAUCCACAAUAAUUUUAAAGAAAUCUAAUGCUGAAAAUAAUCCUAAACAUGAAAGGAAAAGAAAAAUAAUUUGUGAAAAUGAAGAUUUAAUCCAUAAAAGAUUUUGCGAAACUACGAAACAUGUUACUGGGAAAGAUGAUGUGACAAUUUUGUCACAAAUAAGAAAAAACCCGGACAAUACUGCGAGUUAUGAUUUAAGAGAGAGUUAUUUAUUUGGAAAAGAAGACCCGAUAAAGGAAAUAAGAAGUAACAAAAUUGAGACUGAUAAAAGAAAAAUCGACCAGAACAGGGAAAACAAAAAUGAUACCAAAGAAGAGAUCAAAAAGAAUUUGAAAGAAAAGUUUCUAAUAGAAGAGAAGCACAAAAUUGAGAUUGAAUGUACUAAGAAAGAUGAAAGCAAGGAAAUUCUAAUUGUUAUCGCAGAAGAAGAGAGAAAAGAAGCUGAUGAAAAUAAAGAAAAUUAUACAAUUGAGACUGAAUAUAAAAAACAACUUGAAAGCAUGAGAGGACAAAAUAAUACUGAUGAAGUUUUACAAGACGCAGAUAAAUAUAAACAUAUGGAGAAAACAGAUUUAGAUAAAAUAAACAAAUCUGAGAAUUUAAAAGAAGAUGAAAGUGACAAGAAAUCGAAUACAAAGGAAGAAGGAAAAAAAGCAAGAGUGAGAGUGAAGAAAAUAGGCAGAACUUUAUUUUAA